UUCACCAUGAGAACUGGCUGGAGAAAAACCCAUGGAAGUGCGUGGGUCCCAACCCCGAGGCUGCGUCUGCUGAGUUUCUAACCCUCAACCUAGUCCACACUGAGCCGCUAGGAAUUGGUCACUUACAGUCUGAGGGUUUCUUCCAGUACUGGCUCCUGCACUCAGGCUUCUGUUCCUAGGCUUCUCCUCCAGGACAAGCAAAAUGAUCUCAAUGAAUGAGACUGAAAGUGAAGCUGAGGUCCUUGGGACCACAACCUUCGACUACGAGUGGGCAAUGCCAUGUGAAAAACUCAAUAUCAAGGACCUGGGGGCCCAGUUCUUGCCCCCACUGUAUUCCCUGGUGUUCAUCGUGGGCCUGCUGGGCAAUGUGGUGGUGGUGGUGAUACUCGCAAAAUACAGGAGGCUCAAAAUUAUGACCAACAUCUACCUGCUCAACUUGGCAAUUUCUGACUUGCUCUCUUUAUUCACUCUCCCAUUCUGGAUUCACUAUGUUGGAUGGAAUGAGUGGGUUUUUGGCCAUUUCAUGUGUAAGCUCCUCUCUGGGCUUUAUUACAUGGGCUUGUACAGUGAGAUCUUUUUCAUCAUCCUGCUGACGAUCGAUAGGUACCUGGCCAUUGUCCACGCGGUGCUCUCCCUGCGGGCCCGGACCGUCACCAUUGGUAUCCUCACCAGCGUGGUCACCUGGGUCCUAGCAGGGCUAGCAGCCCUCCCUGAAUUUCUCUUCCGUGAGUUGGAAAAGGAGGAUGGACAAUUCAUGUGCAAUUCUUUUUACCCAGAAGAUGAAACAGAAGCCUGGAAGAGUUUCCAUGCUCUGAGAAUGAAUAUCUUGGGUCUCGUGUUGCCUCUGCUCAUUAUGGCUGUAUGCUACUCAGGAAUCAUUAAGACACUGCUGAAAUGCCGCAAUAAAAAAAAGUACAAGGCUAUCCGGCUCAUUUUUGUCAUCAUGGUGGUCUUUUUCAUUUUCUGGACCCCCUACCACCUGGUUCUCCUCCUCUCUGCUUUUCAAAUCGUCUUCCUUGAGAGCAACUGUGAGCAGAGCAAACAGCUCGACCUGGCCUUGCUGGUGACGGAGGUGAUCGCCUACACGCACUGCUGCGUCAAUCCCGUGAUCUACGCCUUUGUUGGUGAGAGGUUCCGGAAGUUCCUCCGCCACUUUCUCCACAAGCACGUGGCCGUCUAUCUGGGCAAAUACUUUCCAUUCCUUCCUAGUGAGAAACUGGAAAGAGCCAGCUCUGUCUCCCCGUCAGCAGGGGAGCAGGAACUCUCUGCAGUAUUUUAGGUCAGAUGCAGAAAGUUGCCUAAAGAAGAUGGACUGGGUGGAUGAAACAGGCACAUGGCCAACCACUUUGACUUCUAGACCAGUCCUUUGAACCCCUAAUGCAAUACUGAAGCUCUUGAAGACAUUGAACUAUAUACACACUGGUGGUAGCAUGUAAGUGCACCCUAAGAGUGUUUUCCAGAGGUCAAGGGCUGGGCAGUUUACUUUUCCUCAACCCUGAAAAGCAGAGCUUUGCUUGAUUCUCUGAAGAGUUGCAUAAAUUU
Messenger RNA from Choloepus didactylus (southern two-toed sloth), 1542 nucleotides. RefSeq names its product C-C motif chemokine receptor 3 (gene CCR3). The coding region runs from base 203 to 1279 and encodes 358 amino acids. The record is from RefSeq and is a predicted model, not a curated record. Gene Ontology annotation, cellular component: cytoplasm; membrane. Lineage: Eukaryota; Metazoa; Chordata; Mammalia; Pilosa; Megalonychidae. The transcript has 2 exons. Gene Ontology annotation, molecular function: C-C chemokine receptor activity. Gene Ontology annotation, biological process: immune response; inflammatory response; chemotaxis.